Balaenoptera musculus (blue whale) is the source of this 3246-nucleotide messenger RNA. RefSeq names its product Rap associating with DIL domain (gene RADIL). The record is from RefSeq and is a predicted model, not a curated record. Gene Ontology annotation, cellular component: microtubule. Gene Ontology annotation, biological process: neural crest cell migration; substrate adhesion-dependent cell spreading; signal transduction. The transcript has 14 exons. Lineage: Eukaryota; Metazoa; Chordata; Mammalia; Artiodactyla; Balaenopteridae. Gene Ontology annotation, molecular function: GTPase binding. The coding region runs from base 22 to 3222 and encodes 1066 amino acids.
GUCCGUGAAGACGGGCCCACCAUGUUCUAUGGGACCCACUUCAUCAUGUCCCCACCCGCCAAGAGCAAGCUGAAGCGGCAGGGACAGCUGCUGUCCAGCGUGCUGUCCCGGACGCUGAGCUACAAGUACCGUGACCUGGACGCCACCUGCUCCAGCCUGGGCACCGGCGACGACCCGGCCGAGCUCUCCACCCAGCUCUCGGCCCCUGGGGUCCUGAAGGUGUUCGGGGACAGCGUGUGCACGGGCACCCACUACAAGAGUGUCCUGGCCACCGGCACGUCCAGCGCCCGGGAGCUGGUGAAGGAGGCCCUGGAGCGCUACGCCCUGAGCCCCGAGCGCGCCGGCCAGUACGUGCUAUGCGACGUGGUGGGCCAGGCCGGCGACUCCGGGCGGCAGUGGCAGGCCGAGGGCUUCCGGGUGUUCGGCGACAACGAGAAGCCCCUCCUGAUCCAGGAGCUGUGGAAACCCCGAGAAGGCUUGUCCCGGAGGUUUGAGCUGAGAAAGAGGUCGGAGAUGGAGGAGCUGGCAGCCAGGGACGUGGACACCGUGACGGCAGGCAUAAACGCCCAAGCCCGGAGACUGCAGCGGAGCCGCGCCAAGGGAACCCCAGCCCCGGCCGCGGGGGGAGCCUGGAGCCCGCCUCUGCCCCGGCUGCGCCGCACGGUCAGCGAGACCAGCCUGAGCUCGGCCACCGCCCCGCCACCCGCUGCCCGGGGCCCCGAGGAGCCCGGCCAGGACGCCAUGCGCUGCUCCGUCUAUGAGUCGCCCCACCUGCUGCUCCUGCAGGGCUACAGCCAGCAGCACGACAGCCUGGUCUACGUGCUCAACCGGGAGCGGCACACGGUGGGCCAGAGGACCCCCUCCAGCAAGCCCAGCAUCAGCCUCUCGGCGCCCGACAUCCUGCCUCUGCACUGCACCAUCCGCAGGCGCCAGCCGUCGGGCCGGGCGCAGGCAGGGGCACAGCUGGUCCUGGAGCCCAUCCCCGGGGCGCCCGUCUCGGUCAACUUCUCGGAGGUGGGGGGCCGCGCCGUGGUGCUGCGCCACGGGGACCUGCUCUCCCUGGGCCUGUACUACCUGCUGCUGCUGAAGGACCCAGCGCAGGCCCAGCCCCUGCCCGCCCAGGCCCUGGCCCGCCUCCGGGCCGUGCCAGAGAGCUGUAGGAUGUGCGGCGCCCCGCUCUGGGCCCGGGGCGCCUCGGUCUCCGCGAGGCCCGUCCACCCCCGGCCGCGGCCGCUGCGCCUGGAGUUCGAGCCCGACGCGGAGGACGCGCUGCUGCAGCGGAUCAUGACGCUGGUCGAGCCGGGCGGCGACGACCACAAGCUGACCCCCGCCUUCCUCCUCUGCCUCUGCAUUCAGCACUCGGCCACCCGCCUCGAGCCGGGCUCCUUCGGGCAGCUCCUGCUCAAGAUGGCCAGGAUGAUCCGAGAGACGGUCUGGGAGAAAACCAAAGAACUCGCCGAGAAACAGGCACACCUCCAGGAGCCCCUCUCCACAGCCAGCUUCACCAUGGAGGGCCUGGUUCCGGACCUGCAGCACAUCCUCUUCUGGAUGUCCAACUCGGUCGAGCUUCUGUACUUUAUCCAGCAGAAGUGCCCACUCUACAUGCAGAGCCUGGAGGAGGAGCUGGACGCCACAGGCUCGAAGGAGUCCCUGUUCUCCUGCACCCUCACGGCCAGUGAGGAGGCCAUGGCAGUGCUGGAGGAGGUUGUCCUGUACGCCUUCCAGCAGUGCGUGUACUACGUCUCCAAGUCCCUGUACAUGUGCCUCCCGGCUCUGCUGGAAUGCCCCCCCUUCCAGUUGGAGUGCCGCGAGAGCUGGUGCUCGGCCCCUCGGCUGCCCGAGGAGCUGCACCGCGUCGUGUCCGUCUACCAGGCCACCCUGGACCUCCUGCGGCCGCUGCAGGUGCACCCCGAGAUCGCCGCCCAGGUGCUGGCCUACCUCUUCUUCUUCUCCGGCACGCUGCUCUUCAACCAGCUCCUGGACAAGGGGCCCUCUCUGAGUUGCUUCCACUGGCCCAGAGGCGUCCAGGCCUGCGCCCGCCUGCAGCAGCUCCUGGAGUGGACAAGGAGUGCCGGCUUUGGCGAGGCUGGAGAGCGCUUCUUCCGGAAGCUUUCCUGCACGCUCAACCUGCUGGCCACGCCCAGUGCCCAGCUCGUCCAGAUGAGCUGGGCGAACCUGCGGGCCGCGUUCCCUGCCCUGAGCCCUGCGCAGCUGCACCGCCUGCUGACCCAGUACCAGCUGGCCUCGGCCAUGGGCCCCAUGAGCGCCUGGGAGCCGGGUGCCCAGGACAGCCCCGCAGCCUUCAAGUCAGAGGAGGUCCUGGAGUCCUACGAAAACCCCCCACCCAUCGUUUUGCCGAGCGAGGGCUUCCAGGUGGAUCUGGAGGCCGACUGCCUGGACGACAGCCUCCACCAGCACCUCCUGUACAUCCGCCACUUCCUGUGGAGCCUGCGGGGCAGGCCCGCCCGGCCAGAGUGUCUCCAGGGCCCGCACCACACCAGCCCCGAGGGCCACCCUGAGGACCAGAGCUGCACCCUGGCUUCCAGGGACCCCGGCAGGGGAGCCCAUGAGGCCGGCCCGGAGCGCCCUCCUCCUUCCAUGGGGGACCCCCAGGCACAGGGCCCUCUGGGAAGGCUGCCAGGCCGCGUGAGCCGCGGGGGGCCCCAGGCCGGGGACCCACAUGGGGACCCCUCAUGCCUGCUCACGCCCCCCGGCACCCCGCUCAACCUGGAGCCCGCUGUCCCCGACUGGCCAGAAGCCAGCAGUGCCUGCAGGGAAGCGCUUCCGGAAGGGAGGAGGAACGGGCCGAGCGGCCCGAGGUGCGCAGCCCCGGAAGGAGACUGUGCGGCCCCGGCGGGCGAGCCCCCUCUGGUCGCCUCCAGCCACAGCUCCAGCACGGACGACUUCUGCUACGUGUUCGCGGUGGAGCUAGAGCGAGGCCCCUCUGGGCUGGGCAUGGGCCUGAUCGACGGCAUGCACACACCCCUGGGCGCCCCAGGGCUCUACAUCCAGACCCUGCUCCCGGGGAGCCCCGCGGCGUCCGACGGGCGGCUGUCGCUGGGAGACCGCAUCCUGGAGGUGAACGGCAGCAGCCUGGUGGGCGUCAACUACCUGAGAGCCGUGGAUCUGAUCCGACACGGGGGAAAGAAGGUGCGGUUUCUGGUUGCCAAGUCAGAUGUGGAAACGGCCAAGAAGAUCCGCUUCCGCGCGCCCCUGCCCUAGGCGCCGUGCAGGGGCGGCCCGGGC